This is a messenger RNA of Ascochyta rabiei, 789 nucleotides long. RefSeq names its product Mitochondrial import inner membrane translocase subunit tim8. The record is from RefSeq and is a predicted model, not a curated record. Lineage: Eukaryota; Fungi; Ascomycota; Dothideomycetes; Pleosporales; Didymellaceae. The transcript has a single exon. Bases 1 to 789 code for a protein of 262 amino acids.
AUGAAAUCCAGCGACGCAGUAGCUGCGACUCUUUAUGGGCUAGGAAACACAGCCGAAGCGCCCUUCGAUGGGCUUCUGACCUCGAAACUGCUCGAAUGGGGCUACAACGACAACACACCAGCGAUGCAGAAUCUCUAUGACUCCGACUGCAACAUGGCGAGCGCAUCCGGCCACACGCUGUCCAGAUCCUUCCUCGACUCAGGUCUCGACACCCAACCAAAGUCCCAGGGCGGCCCAAACGAAUGCUUCCACAUCGAGCAUUUCGACAGCCCUGCCGUGACAAGAGAAUUGAAUGGUUUGUUGCCGCCCAAGAGCAAGCAGGUAAACACUGUUUGCAGUACCCCACACCGCGUCACAGGCGCAGAGCACACAAUUGGCAUCAACGCAGCCGGCGGCGCCAUCUUCGCGCUGAACCUCGCCCGCGCAGCGAGCACGGCACGGCGACUGUGGGGGCUCCCACCGACACCCGAACAGCUCCCACACAUCCGCUCCGUAUCGGAUAGAACCUGGGCGUUCUACAACCGCGCCGUGGACGCGACACCGGGUGCGCACGUCAAGGAUAUCAAGUACCUCUUCGUCACCGUGAUCAUCAACACCGGGACGAAUCGACGACAUGUUCGCCGCCCGCUGCAGAUGCUGGACUUCCCCGCGCGAAGAGCCGGGACUCUGGCCUGGACACGAGUUCGGCAUGGAGAGCGAGGCCGGGAAGGCGCUGUUGGGGAGUCCUGUGGGCAGGUAGGCUGGGUAUUUUUUGAUGCAGCACAAGCGUCAACUUGGGGGGGGGGUUGA